Erythranthe guttata (spotted monkey flower) is the source of this 4089-nucleotide messenger RNA. RefSeq names its product protein SUPPRESSOR OF MAX2 1A. Lineage: Eukaryota; Viridiplantae; Streptophyta; Magnoliopsida; Lamiales; Phrymaceae. Gene Ontology annotation, molecular function: ATP hydrolysis activity; ATP binding. The record is from RefSeq and is a predicted model, not a curated record.
UUCGCAAUUUGUUUUAUAUUUCAUUUAGGGAUAUUUUUUUGGGUGUCUUCAAUGAAGAAAGAGAUGGGGUUUUUCUGUGUGUUCAUUCCUCAUAUCAUCACCUCCUUUUAGAGAGAGAAACAAACUGUAGAGAGAGAGAGAGAGAGAGAGAGAGAGGGGUUUGUGUGAAGGAGCUUGUCCGAUCUUUCGUUUUCGCGUUGAAUUUCUAAGACAGCUUUUCUUCCUUUCUUUUAUGGUUUCAGACAUUCAAAUACCCAACUCAUAUUACAGAACAAAAAAAAAUUCAUUUCCAAAAGAUAGAGAGAGAAAGUAGAGAUCAUCAUAUCCAAUAAAACCCAGAUUAUAAAGAUUCAAUCUUUGGGUUUUAAUUUUCGAUUUUCUGAUUUUUGAGUUGAAGGGUCUUCUUAUUUUUGUUAUUAAUUUCAUAAAAUUCAGAUUUUUUCUGCAAAUUAUUUUUUUGUAAUCAAGAUUGUAAAUAAGGGGAAAAUUUGUAUAUCUGUAUUUUAGAUUUUCUGCAGAUUAAUUUAUUGGAAUUAGGAAUUCAAUAUGAGAGCAGGGUUGAGCACUAUCCAGCAAACCCUCACACCGGAUGCGGCCACCGUCCUCAACCACUCCAUAUCGGAGGCCGGCCGCCGCAACCACGGCCAGACAACGCCGCUCCACGUGGCGGCGACGCUGCUCUCCUCGCCGUCCGGGUUCUUGAGGCAGGCGUGCAUCCGCUCCCACCCAAACUCCAGCCACCCACUCCAGUGCCGGGCCCUCGAGCUCUGCUUCAGCGUCGCCCUCGAGCGCCUCCCCACGGCGGCGGCCGCCGCCCAGACCCAGAACGCCGCCGCCGCCGAGCCGCCGGAGCCGCCGAUCUCAAACGCACUCAUGGCGGCGCUGAAGCGUGCCCAGGCACACCAGCGGCGCGGCUGCCCGGAGCAGCAGCAGCAGCCCCUCCUCGCGGUGAAAGUCGAGCUCGAGCAGCUCGUUAUAUCGAUACUCGACGACCCCAGCGUCAGCCGCGUUAUGCGGGAGGCCAAAUUCUCCAGCCCCGCCGUGAAAGCCGCCAUCGAACAAUCGUUGAUUGCUCCCGCCGCACAACCCCACCACCACCACCACCAAAUUCCGACCCGAAACGUGAGUUUCGGGUCGAGUUUCGCCCCGAGAUUACUUCCCAAUACCAGUCAAUUGACAACCCCAUCUCCGGUCGCCGCCCAAUUGACCAAUCGGAAUUUAUAUCUAAAUCCACGAUUGCAGCCGCAAGGGGCAACAACUACAACAACAACAACAACCGGUCCGAUCAUACUGAAUCAAAGAACAGAAGAAGUAAAGAAGGUGUUUGAAAUAAUGUCCAGAAGCAAAAAACGAAACCCGGUUCUGGUGGGCGAUUCCGAGCCCGAAUCCGUAGUGAAGGAGUUCUUGAAAAAAAUCGAAACCAAGGAAUUAGAAACCGACCAGAAUUUCAAGAAUAUUCAGGUUGUAUCAAUGGAGAAAGGCCUUUUCUUAUCCGAUAAAAGUCGGAUAUUAUCAAAGAUCGAGGAAUUGGGAAAGGAGAUCGAGAGCAAAAUUAGCAGUGGUGGGGUGGUUCUUGAUUUGGGUGAUUUGAAGUGGCUGGUGGAGCAGCAGCAGAAGCAGCCGGUUGUUUCCGAGAUCGGGCGGGCGGCAGUGGCGGAGAUGACCAAGCUGGUGGCCAGAUUCAGCGGCGGUGCUAACGAAGGUGGCGGCGGUGGCGGCAAAAACAGGCUUUGGUUGAUCGGAACCGCCACUUGCGAAACUUAUUUGAGGUGCCAAGUUUAUCAUUCCACCAUGGAAAUCGAUUGGGAUUUGCAGGCGGUACCCAUCGCUUCUAGAUCGCCUCUUCCCGGAAUGUUUCCCAGGUUGGGAGCCGAUCGAAUUUUGAGCAAUCAAAUGGAAUCUUUAAAUCCAAUGAAGGCUGCACCAAGUCCACCAAUGCCUGGUUUAACAAGGCGUAUAUCCGAAAAUUUGGAUCCAUCGUCUCAAAAACCGACCGUUUGCCCAAAGUGUAUGGAGAAUUACGAGAAAGAAGCGGCGAGACUCUCCGCCAUUCAAAAAUCGUUUUCCGAAGCUAAACAAGACGCGCCUAAUAAACCAUCUCUGCCUCAGUGGCUACAAAAUGCCAAACUCAACACUACCGAUUCUACGAAAACUACAGACGAAGCAACACAGGGACUGCUUUCCAAGCAGAAAACUCAAGAACUGCAGAAAAAAUGGCGAGACACGUGCUUGCAUCUUCAUCCUAAUUUCCAUCAAACGAAUCGCCCCGAUCGAGCGGGCCCACCUUCUUUAUCGAUGACGAGUUUGUACAAUCCGAACUUGAACUUGCUCUCACGCCCGCCUUUCCAGCCUAAGUUGCAGACGAUCAAACCAAUCGGAGAAGCUCUUCAAUUGAACACUAGUCAACUCGUUAGGACAGAUCUUGUUCUUGGAAGGGAAGAAGAACGAGACAACGCCAUCGUGUCUGAAAAACCCGCGAAAGAGAAUAAUCAAGAUCAGGCUAAAGACUUGCUGAGCUGCAUCUCGUCUGAGCCGCUGGCGAAUAAGUUCCUCGAGAAAUUCUCGAACGCGUUGGACGCGGAUAUGUACAAGAAACUCCUCAAGGGCCUCAUGGAGAGGGCGUGGUGGCAGGCCGAAGCCGCCUCCGCGGUGGCUGCCGCCAUCACGCGGUGCAGAUUGGGCAACGGGAAAAAACGUGGGGGCGGGUCGAGGGGUGAUGUGUGGUUGCUUUUCACGGGACCCGAUAGGGUAGGCAAGAAGAAGAUGGCCUCGGUUUUAGCGGAGCAAAUAUGUGGGGGCCGCCCCGUGACGAUAUGCCUCGGUAGAAAAAAACGGGACGAUGAAGAAUUGGAUAUGAGUUUUCGAGGUAAAACGGCCGUUGAUAGAAUUGCGGAGGCGGUUCGGAGAAACCCGUUUUUAGUGAUCGUGCUUGAAGAUAUUGACGAGGCGGACGCGCUUGUGCGCGGUAGCAUAAGGCGGGCGAUCGAGCGUGGGAGGAUUACCGAUUCGCACGGGCGUGAGGUGGGUUUAGGGAAUGCGGUGUUCGUCGUCACGGGGGAUUGGUCCACCGUUGAUCCGGAAGCUUCUAGAAGCGAUCGGUUCUUGGACGAGGAUAAGCUCGCGUCUGUCGCGGGCGGGAGUUGGCAAUUGGGACUUAUAGUGAGAGAAAAAACGGCGGCGAAACGGAGGGCAAAUUGGUUGUUGGCGGAAGAAAAUGGGCCCGCGAGGCGGGCGAGGAAGGAAGCGGGGCCCGGUUUGUCGUUGGAUCUCAAUCUUUCGGCCGAUGGAUCGUCGGUGAAUUCGAGCGAUCUCACCAAUGAUUACGAGGAUGACGAGAUGGAUUUUGCGGUUGACCGGAACUUCUCGAUUACGUCGGUGCCGCACGAGCUGGCGAGCAAUGUGGACGAGUCGAUAGUGUUCAAGCCGGUGGACUCGGGGUUUGUUCGGAGGGAGAUCAAGAAAACUAUAUCGGUGAAAUUCUCGAUGGUCGUGGACGAGGAUUUGCCGAUUGAGGUUGGGGAUGAUGUGGUGAAGAAGAUUUUGGGAGGUUUGUGGCACGACCGGACGAGUCUCGAGGAAUGGAUGGAGAAUGUUGUGGGGCCCGCUUUCGAUCAAUUGAAGAAGCGGUUACCUUUAUGCGGCGAUCGGAGCAAAUCGGUGGUUCGGUUGGUGGUGGAGUCGGAUUCGAGUGACCGGGGGAAGAGCACGGGUGGUGAAGAUUGGUUGCCUAGUAGUAUAUUGGUGUAAAGACUAAAGAGUUUGUUGCUAAGGGGUGAAAAUGAUAUUUUUUUGUUUUUGUGGGGGUGUUUGUGUAAAUAUUAUAGCAAAAGGGGGGUUUGGGAAAUUUAAAGAGAUAGAUGAAAGGAGGACAAUCGUUGAGAGUGAGUGAGAUGUUGACAGGUUAACGAAUCUUCAACAGCAUUCAAUCACUUGUUCUUUUUUUUUUUUUUUUCUUUAAAUUGUAUAAUUUUGAUAUUUAUUACUAGUUUAUUUAUUUAUUUUAUGGUAUUAAUAAUGUGUUGGUAUCAAUUGUUGUUAGUACAGGGGAAUAAAUGUGAUGAAUAAAAUUGAGGGCAUGGGUUUAAUUUA